UUCUGAAUGUAAUUACCUGCACAAGGAGAUGAAGACCACCCUCCCGCUGUAUUUGCUGGUGGCUGCACUUCACCCCGCUGUCCACAGCCUGCCCCAGGCCAGCCACUAUAAUGGCAAGUCCAAGGAAACUCACCCUCAGGAGCAGCGUCCCUGCGGGGAAGAUCCUGGUGGAUCCUGCCGUCGGAUAGUCCCCAGCAACACUGACUUUGCUUUCAGGUUUUACAGGCAAGCAAGUGCAGAGGACCCCGACAAGAAUAUUUUCUUCUCUCCGGUCAGCAUCUCUGUUGGCUUUGCCCUGCUGGCGCUGGGCUCCAGGUCUAGCACCCAGGCACAGGUGCUGGAAGGGCUUGCCUUUAACCUCACCGAGAUCCAGGAGGAGGAGAUACACCGUGGCUUUCGUCAUCUCCUUCUCGAGCUGAACCGCCCUGACAGCCAGAUGCAGCUGAGUAUGGGGAAUGCCCUGUUCAUGGAUGAGAAUGUCACACCGCUGAAAACGUUUUUGAAGGACAGCAAAAACAUGUAUAAGGCAGAAGUUAUUUCUAGUAACUUUCAGAAUUCCACUGAAGCUAAAAAUGAGAUCAAUGACUAUGUAAGGAACAAAACCCAUGGGAAGAUAAACCGAAUAGUCAAAAACCUUGCUCCAGAUACUUUAAUGGUUCUUGUUAACUAUAUUUACUUCAAAGCUUACUGGGAAAAUCCUUUCAAUAUUAAGGGGACACGUAAGGAUCAUUUCUAUGUGAAUGAGAAGACUUCAGUCGAAGUGGAGAUGAUGCAUCGAGAUGGGUUUUAUAAAAGCUACUUUGACAGAAAGCUCUCUUGUGAGGUGGUGCAGAUUCCUUAUACAGGAGAUGCGAUGACAUUAUUUGUCCUGCCCAGCAGAGGAAAAAUGAAACGAUUGGAGGAUGCUCUUGCAAAAGACACUGUGUCUAAAUGGGAAAAAUCACUUGAAAGACGGAGGAUAGAAGUACACAUUCCAAAACUAUCUAUUUAUGGCACCUAUGACUUAAAGAAGAUGUUCAUGAACCUGGGUGUAACUGAUGUAUUUUCCGACCAUGCUGAUCUAUCCGGAAUCACGGGAGAGCCAGAUAUAAAGGUUUCAAAAGCUGCUCACAAAGCCCUGUUGAAUAUCCACGAGAAUGGCACAGAAGCUUCAGGAGGCACUUACACAGAACUAGUUCCUCAUUCUGUUCCUCCUGUUGUUAAAUUCGACCGUCCAUUUUUGCUGUUGAUUAUUGAUCAAUAUACUCAUAGCAUCCUCUUCAUGGGAAAAAUUGUAAACCCUACUGAAAAAUGA
This is a messenger RNA of Tinamus guttatus (white-throated tinamou), 1294 nucleotides long. RefSeq names its product alpha-1-antitrypsin. Gene Ontology annotation, molecular function: serine-type endopeptidase inhibitor activity. Lineage: Eukaryota; Metazoa; Chordata; Aves; Tinamiformes; Tinamidae. The record is from RefSeq and is a predicted model, not a curated record.